Molecule: messenger RNA, 459 nt
Organism: Lycium barbarum (goji berry)
Lineage: Eukaryota; Viridiplantae; Streptophyta; Magnoliopsida; Solanales; Solanaceae
Exons: 1
Coding region: 1-459 (152 amino acids)
Source: RefSeq, a predicted model, not a curated record
AUGAGGCCAAAGGAACCAAUAAAAAGGGAUAGUGGUUCCAAACCUGCUCGAGGGAGGGGUCGAGGCAUAAAUAACAUUACCACAAGGCUUCGUGAUGAAGAAGCUGUGAUUUCCCCACCUCCUAAGAGACCGAGAACCACCACCGCUAGAAAAAACAAAAAUGCGCCGCCACCACAGGACUCCUCCCAAUCUGAAAAGGAUGAGUAUUCAUUUGAAUCGGAGUCCGGUAAUACAGGGUCCGAGAGUGAAGAAUCCGGUAAUAAAGGGUCCAGGAGUAAAGGGUCCGGUAAAGAAGGGUCCGGUGGUGAAGGGUCUGAGAAUGAAGGAUCCAGUGAUGACGGGUCUGGUAACGAAGGGUCCGCUACUGCAAGCGGGUCCGAAGCUAAGGAUGACUCUGGUAAUGAUAGUGCUAUGGAAUGUAGCGGGACUGAACUCCGUUCUAAAAAAAAUGGAGGGUGA